GGGAUCAGUUGUUGUUGUGUACGGGCCUGUUUCUUUUGGAAAAGCAAAUUGAUAUGUCUUUGAAAUGUUGAAAGAGUGAAUAUGAUGCAUAUUAAGUAUACAAGCCGAGAGGGAUUUUACACAUGGAAUGAGUUGUGUUGCCUAUCAAGGGCCCUUGGGUUUCAAGCAAAUACCCUUAACAGCUGCAUUCCUGAUGAGGCUCUGCAGAAUGAUGAAGGAAUAGUACACAAGGAGAUCUUGAAGCUUAUUAACUUGAAGUACUUCAAUGAUGCAUUGGACAGGACAUUCAACAUGCACACUGCUGAUUAUAACAUCAAUGUCUUGAAGAAAAGCCUCAAAAUAUUGAAUCAUCGUUUGCUCAGCUUUUCAGAGUUGAAUGAUGUGCGGAUUGCUUUCCAGGUUUAUGAGGCAGCGGACAUGAAGGGAAUGGUAAUGGAUCAGCACACCCUCAUGCGCACACUAAAGUUGUGUAACAGAAUAGUUGCUCCGCUGAAGCUAAUGCAUCGAAUAAAACAUCUGCAAGAAUUCUUUGAUGAACCAGAUAGGAUUCAAUUUUAUGAGUUCCUUGAUUUACUGGUUUUAUGUCAACUGAUCCCAGAGGUACAGAUUGCUCACCAGAAAGAUGGAUCCCUUGACAAGAGCCGAGAGCUCUAUGAGCUAGAUGACUUUGAGAAAGUUUGUACAACCUUAGAUGAGAAGAUUGAAGAUCAUUUGAACUCUAUGUUUAUGCGUACUGAAAGGGAUUAUGGGAAGGAGCAUCUCGGAGAUAAACGAAUUCCAAAGGAAACUGCAGUUGAUACAAGUGACAGAAAGAAACGGGUUCGUCAUCAUGAUGCUUGCUACAAAGAACUCCAGAACCACUUGGAUAAUUCCACUCGACGUCUUCUACGGACCAAGGCUGGUCAUGUCCGAGAACGUCCAGUUUCUGCACCAUCAGUGGAACCGAUCAUAGGUGAAUUUGGCAGUAGUGUCCAAAAACGACCAUAUACUGUAGAUCAGAUUGUUCGAAAUACAUUCUCCAGAUCGGGUGUCUGUCUUCGUCUGCGACCUUUCUCUGCUCCAGUAAUGUCCCAGAAGAUCCGCCGGGAACCAGUUGCACCACCAGUUAAAGAAAAGACUAUGUCCACUUUGACCAGUAGACGUCCUGACCCAAGAGCCACAUUGUUCGAGACUUACCUUGAACGCUGUCAAAGUCGCAAAGGUGUUACUAAUCAUUCUAAGCCACAUGCGGGCAUCGACCAACAAAGGGACCACCAUAUGGUUGUUCAUCUGAGGAAACGGACCCCAGAUAAUAGAAAGAUUCAAGCACCGAAUCUUGUUACCGAGGAAACUGUGGAGGAGAGACAGAAUGUGUUGGACAACCUCCAGUACGAAAUCGAGACAUUGGAGGAACGUACAAUUAAACAACUUUAUACUGGAUUGAAUAAAAUCUACCCAACUUACAAGGAGAGAAGACUACUGGAAAAGAGCAAGAUAAAACCGAAGCAAGAAACAAAAAAGGUAAAAAAGAAAUCCAAGAAAAUAGAUCCGGAAACAUUGCAACGCUUGUCAAGACCUGAGCCGCGUGCAUUCCUUGCUGUCCAUGACAGUACCUGUGAUGCCAGGCUGGUUGUUGCCGGGCUUAAACAAAAGAACCGCCCAAGAAAGAACCACCGAUUGACCCUUGAAGGCCAGACCAGUACAGGAAACCUUGACCGCCUGCCCAAGACAUUAAGAACUGAUGGAGGGAGCAUAAGCAGUGCUGACGAAACCAGUACAAAAACAUUUGAUACCUCCCGUCACUCUUUGUUCACUCACAAUCUCAGAAAUUCGCAUGUACAUUUGCGAGAUUAUGAUCGUGAAAAGUAUAAAUCAGUCCGUGUGGGAGCAGCAGCCGUCCUGUAUGAUUAUUUCUACGGUGACAAUGUUGGUACACGACCUCAAACUGCUGAGAAUAAUGGAAAUAAUAUUAAAGAUGAUGAAGGUUUAAACAGCACAAAAAGAGAGAAAAGUGAAACAGAAACUAUGAGUAGCAGAAAUUAUUGUAGGGUGCCUUCAGCAGGCAGGUUACACACACCAUUGAAUAUUAAUCAAUUAGUAGGGGAUAAUUACCUAUCUCAAGAUCCAUGUAAUGGUCAGCAUGAACAAGCACGCAAUACAAGACGAUUGAUGGUAAAAGAUGAGGAUGAGUUGAAAAUUAAUGGUGUUCUCUUAAGUGAGAUUGACAAAUUGACAAUUAAAAAAGAUGUGGAAAAAAUUACAUUUGCUCAUAAAUGGUCACUUCCAGCAUUGACACAUGUCAAUCAAAGUCAAUCAUCUUGAUGUCUUUGUUCAGUAUUUAGUUUAAUCAUUCCUCCAUGGUUUAAUGCACAAAAAGGACAUUCCUUCACAAACUUUACUGUUUUCAUAGGCACCUUAUAGGCAACACAAGUAUUAGAGGCCUCACUUUUUCACUCACUUGUUAACCUAAAGAUUACAUAUGUCUUCGGUGAAAUCCCAAAAGUAUAAGUUAUCUACAGUACUUUUAUUUAGACACAGAUUGAAAUAAUUUUUUUUUUUCUGAAUUACAGAAGUUUUACGGUAUUACAAAAAUAUUUAAAUUGACUACCUGCCAAGUUGAGGAUCAUUAAUAGGAGCGGUAUUAAGCAUUUUAAAAUUUCUGAUGAAAAUAAUUUAUCAAUUGAAACUUAAUAACAUACAUUAAAUUAUAUGUUUUAGCUCAGUAUAAGCAAUGUAUUUUGUAUAUGUUUAAUAUAAAUUCAUGGACACUCCAAAAUGACUCAUUAAUGCCAUAUUGAUUUAAUUUUUUAUUCUUUAAUUUGACAUAUUGAAUCAGUAUGGCAUACCUGAUCCUCGAAAAUAUUGAAUCAAUAUCCAUGAUAUAUUCAGUUUUUAUAUACAUGCUAACCAUCCAUUCUACAGUAUGUGUGAUACUAUCAUCCUUGUAUCAAUUUAUAGAUAUAUUUUGAUAAUGAAUAAUGUACACCUGAAAAACUAGUGUAAACAUUCACACAUUCCGUACAUUCAUAAUUGAAUUCAGAGAAUUGAGUGUUUAUUUCAAUUUCUGUUUAUAACUUUGUCUUUUUUCUUGGUAUUUUUAUUCUUUAAUUUGACAAUUGAAUCAGUAUGGCAUACCUGAUGCUUGAAAGUAUUGAAUCAAUAUCCAUGGCCCUUUUUUGCACCCAAGUGUGCUUCAUCCACUCAAAACAAAUCAGGGGUUUCAGCAAGGACUGUAUAUUACUGCCAUUUUCACUGUUUAACCACUCCAUCCAUCAUGCGACGGUUUCAUGCGAUGGCUCUUAGGAAGCAAAGGCUGUGAGUUCGAAUUGCAGCAUGUAUUCAAUUUUUAAUUGUGUAAAAAUUAUUUAAUUUAAUUAUUUAAAAAUUCUCUCUUAUUAUGAGGAGCUCUAAAAGUACUUGGCCGAUUGAUGCCGCGGUCGGUUAACAAUGUUGUGAGUUCGAAUAGUCUCGAUAUUUAAUUAAAAUUUUUUUUUUUCAAUUUUAAGACAUUUGAUUUUUUUGUUUUUAUUUUAAGACAUUUUAAUUUUGUACAAGUGAAAAUUCUAAUUAUUUAAAAGUUCCUAUCAUGUUUUU
Messenger RNA from Anneissia japonica, 3573 nucleotides. RefSeq lists its product as uncharacterized. Lineage: Eukaryota; Metazoa; Echinodermata; Crinoidea; Comatulida; Comatulidae. The record is from RefSeq and is a predicted model, not a curated record. The transcript is spliced from 14 exons. Bases 82 to 2301 code for a protein of 739 amino acids.